CGCACCCCCUGCACCCCUCCUGUUUACGGGUCUGGGUACAGCAAUCCUGUUCUGCGAAAACCGUGUAGCAUUAUGGGUAAUCCAAUAUGGCGGCGAAUUUGAAGUUUCGUUCGAAAAAGCCGUCUUAUCAUACUCGAGACUGUCUGCCAUCUGAAGAAAAAACCCGAUCUCAACAAAAGUGCUUCCUACUGCUCCCUGAAUUCCACAGAAUCACUUGGUACUCCAUCACAGCGCUUUGCGCCUUUUUUAGCUACGCAAACAGUCUAUCGUGUGAUCUAGUUCAUGAUGAUAUCUUUGCGAUCAAGGAAAACCCAGACAUUCGACCAAAUGUAUCGCUAUAUGAUGUAUUUAUUAAUGACUUCUGGGGGAAACCCAUGUCUAGUAACACAAGCCACAAGUCGUACAGGCCUCUUUGUGUCCUCACAUUUCGUUUGAAUUUUAUUCUUCAUGGUUUGGAUCCUCUCGGCUAUCAUCUUAUAAAUGUUGUUUGUCAUGUUUUGGUAUGCUUAACCUUCGUACAUUUUGUGGAAAAGCACGUUUGGAGGUGUACUCGGCUGGCUGCAAUUACUGGAGUAUUAUUUGCAUCACAUCCAAUUCACACUGAAGCUGUGACCGGUGUUGUUGGUCGUGCAGAUGUUUUAGCAUGCUUUCUUUUUCUGUUAUCACUUUUAUCAUAUAUAAGGUCACUGAAGAAUGAAAACUCAGUUUUCACAUCAGUCUAUAUUUGGUGUUGUGUUGCUUUGGGUGCGAUGGCCAUGCUGAUCAAGGAACAGGGAAUAACUAUAUUUGGUGUCUGUGUGCUUUAUCAUGCCUUCAUAGAAAAUAGAUUGUGGGAGAGAAUUAUCAAGGGAGAACAAAUCUCAACUGUGCUCAAGUCCUGCAAAUCACUUAUUACCAGGACAUGUCUAUUGAUGCUUGUGGUUACCUGUCUGUUGGUUUUCCGGUUAUGGAUGUUGGGAGGAAGUCUACCAAAGUUCACUACACAGGAUAAUCCUGCUUCCUUUUCAGAUUCUCUGCUCACACGAGUGCUCACCUACUGUUACUUGUUUGCAUUUAACCUGUGGCUUCUUCUAUCACCCUACAAGCUCAGUUAUGAUUGGCAAGGCGGAAGCAUACCAUUGGUGGAGACAGUAUGGGACCCACGCAACCUAGCAACCAUUGCAUUCUUUUCCCUGAUUGUGCUGUUGCUAUGGUUCUCUUUGUUAUCCCAAGAAGGAGAGAAAGAAGACCAACAAGUUGUGUUCAUCAGCUUGUUAUUGAUGAUAGUGCCUUUUCUACCAGCAUCAAAUCUUUUGUUCAGAGUUGGGUUUGUGGUCGCAGAGAGGAUUCUUUAUAUACCAAGUUUAGGCUUCUGUCUCCUUGUUAUUCAUGGUGCAAACAAGUUGUGCCAAUGGUCACAUCAACACAAGCCUGGCCAGAGAUCUGCAACCAUUCCAAGCAAACUUAUUACCUUUUUCCUGAUCCUGUUGAUAGUGCUGUUUUGCUGGAAAACCGUGGAUAGAAAUCAUGUGUGGAAAAAUAGGGAGACACUUUUCAGAUCUGGAGUAGAGACUCUACCUCAUAAUGCAAAGGUGCACUACAACUAUGGGAACUUCCUCAAAGAUAUUGGUGAUAUAGAGGCUGCAAAACACCAUUAUGCUAUUUCACUCAAGCUUGAGCCAAACUAUGUCAGUGCGUAUAACAACCUUGGUACUUUACAGGAGAAUGACGAGGAGGCUGUACAACUUUUCCAGGCAGCAAUCAAGCAUGACCCAGCCCAUUCAAAUUCAUAUUUCAACUUGGGUGUUCGUUUUGGAAAUCUUGGUAUGCUGGACAAAGCAGAAAGUGCUCUUCAAGAAGCCAUCAGACAACGGCCUGGGUACCUGGAUGCCAUGAUGAAUCUUGCAGGCAUUCUGAGUGAUCAAGGAAAAAAAGUGAAAGCCGAUGAAAUCUACCGUCAGGUGAUUGACAUGUCGCCUAGCAACGCUGAUGCCUACAAUAACUAUGGUGUCUUUCUUGCUAAAAUAGGUGAUAUUAAUGGCGCCCUGGCACAGUACCAAAAGGCCAUCAAGUUAAAUUCUGCGCAUUCAGUGGCGUAUGUGAACAUGGCGCGUCUGCUGAGAAGCCAGGACCGAGUCAAGGAGGCGGAAAAUGCAUACAAAAGGGCGCUGUCGAUUAAGAGGGAGGGUACCACUCUCCAACUACUAGGUGUACUGUACUACAAUACUGAGCGGCUAGAAGAGGCCGAGAGAGCCUGGAAAGAGGCUUUAAUGCUGAGCCCGUCUGACGAGGAAACCCUAUCUAACAUGGUGGUCCUAUUAAGUCGCACAGGGAGACUGGCUGAGGCAAUUCUCAUGUGUAAAUCACUUGUCAAACAACAUCCAAAUAAGCCCUCUCACUCUAAAUACCUGGCAAACGUGCUCUCCCAGGCCGGAAGAACUCGCGAGGCGGUUGACGUCAUCAACAGAGCCUUGUCACGUGCCCCCGAUGCCGACCUGUACUAUCACCAUGGCAACCUGAUGAAAGACAUGAAUGAGAUGGAAGGAGCAAAGCAGAGUUUCAUAAAGGCACUUCAGCUGGAUAGCACACUUCCGAGUGCGCACAUGAACCUUGGCGUAAUAUAUCACUUGGAGAAAAAUUUCAUAUCAGCCAGAAGACACUACGAAGAAGCUUUGAAGCUAGAUCCUGAUAACACUGUACUACGACAGAAUUUAGCCAAGUUGGACAGGGCUUCGGGUAGAGCCGACAGAAUUUAGCCAAGCUGGAAAGGGCUUCUGCUAGAGUAGACAGAAUUUAGCCAAGUUGGAAAGGGCUUCGGGUAGAGUAGACAGAAUUUAGCCAAGUUGGAAAGGGCUUCGGGUAGAGUAGACAGAAUUUAGCCAAGUUGGAAAGGGCUUCGGGUAGAGUAGACAGAAUUUAGCCAAGUUGGAAAGGGCUUCGGGUAGAGUAGACAGAAUUUAGCCAAGUUGGAAAGGGCUUCGGGUAGAGUAGACAGAAUUUAGCCAAGUUGGAAAGGGCUUCGGGUAGAGUAGACAGAAUUUAGCCAAGUUGGAAAGGGCUUCGGCUAGAGUAGACAGAAUUUAGCCAAGUUGGAAAGGGCUUCGGGUAGAGUAGACAGAAUUUAGCCAAGUUGGACAGGGCUUCCAGUAGAUUAGACAGAAUUUAGCCAAGUUGGAAAGGGCUUCGGAUAGAGUAGAAAGAAUUUAGCCAAGUUGGAAAGGGCUUUGGGUAGAGUAGACAGAAUUUAGCCAAGUUGGAAAGGGCUUCUGGUAGAGCAGACAGAAUUUAGCCAAGUUGGAAAGGGCUUCGGGUAGAGCAGAAAGAAUUUAGCCAAGUUGGAAAGGGCUUCGGGUAGAGCAGACAGAAUUUAGCCAAGUUGGAAAGGGCUUCGGGUAGAGCAGAAAGAAUUUAGCCAAGUUGGAAAGGGCUUCGGGUAGAGUAGACAGAAUUUAGCCAAGUUGGAAAGGGCUUCGGGUAGAGUAGACAGAAUUUAGCCAAGUUGGAAAGGGCUUCGGGUAGAGUAGACAGAAUUUAGCCAAGUUGGAAAGGGCUUCGGGUAGAGUAGACAGAAUUUAGCCAAGUUGGAAAGGGCUUCGGGUAGAGUAGACAGAAUUUAGCCAAGUUGGAAAGGGCUUCGGGUAGAGUAGACAGAAUUUAGCCAAGUUGGAAAGGGCUUCGGGUAGAGUAGACAGAAUUUAGCCAAGUUGGAAAGGGCUUCGGGUAGAGUAGACAGAAUUUAGCCAAGUUGGAAAGAGCUUCGGCUAGAGUAGACAGAAUUUAGCCAAGUUGGAAAGGGCUUCGGGUAGAGUAGACAGAAUUUAGCCAAGUUGGAAAGAGCUUCGGGUAGAGUAAACAGAAUUUAGCCAAGUUGGAAAGAGCUUCGGCUAGAGUAGACAGAAUUUAGCCAAGUUGGAAAGAGCUUCGGGUAGAGUAAACAGAAUUUAGCCAAGCUGGAAAGGGCUUUGGGUAGAGCAGAAAGAAUUUAGCCAAGUUGGAAAGAGCUUCGGCUAGAGUAGACAGAAUUUAGCCAAGUUGGAAAGAGCUUCGGGUAGGGUAGAGAGAAUUUAGCCAAGUUGGAAAGGGCUACGGGUAGAGUAGACAGAAUUUAGCCAAGCUGGAAAGGGCUUUGGGUAGAGCAGAAAGAAUUUAGCCAAGUUGGAAAGGGCUACGGGUAGAGUAGACAGAAUUUAGCCAAGUUGGAAAGGGCUUUGGGUAGAGCAGAAAGAAUUUAGCCAAGUUGGAAAGGGCUACGGGUAGAGUAGACAGAAUUUAGCCAAGUUAGACAGGGCUUCGGGUUGAACACCCGUUACUUUUGAAGUACACAUUCCGUGACCCAUCAAAAAUAUAAGGAAUAAAUAACCUAAUGUAUAGUGUAAAGGAAUGCAUGAGCUAGUGUAACUAGUGUACAAUAUCAGUAUUUGUCACGCUCAACGCCUAAGCACAGCUGCUUACUAAUACAGUGAAAACAAUUACCAAGUCACACAAUGAAUCACAAAUGUAGUUAUUUUAAUGACAAUACACUUGUUUUAUCUGAAUGUUACACGACGUAAAAUACAUAAAUUAAUCACUUUAUAAAGAAUCUUUGUUAGCAAAACGAAUAAAAGUCAGAACACCUUG
Messenger RNA from Nematostella vectensis (starlet sea anemone), 4596 nucleotides. Its product is annotated as protein O-mannosyl-transferase TMTC1. Gene Ontology annotation, biological process: protein O-linked glycosylation via mannose. Gene Ontology annotation, molecular function: mannosyltransferase activity; protein binding. Lineage: Eukaryota; Metazoa; Cnidaria; Anthozoa; Actiniaria; Edwardsiidae. The record is from RefSeq and is a predicted model, not a curated record. The coding region runs from base 87 to 2735 and encodes 882 amino acids. The transcript has 18 exons.